AUGCCUUCACCGACAGACCAGAAUCAUACAAAUCCUAAUUCCUUAAAUAAAGAUUCCUCUGAUGCACCUAAAGAAAACACCAUCGAUGAUACAACCAUUGUAGAUGAUACGUGUGAUGUCACUCGCAAUGAAUCCGAUGUGGGCGCGAGUACAAGUUCUUCCCCAUCACAAGUGACUACAUCAUUUUUCUCUGAUGGACGUGUUACUACCGCUUCUUCCAUACCUGCUGUAUCUUCAUCAAACGAUCCUCAAAAUUCUACUACUCCUGUUGCUCAAAAAUCUCAAAAAACUCCAAAACAAUCCUCUAAUAGACCUACUAGAAAAACAAGAGGUGCGCCUAAAACGUCCAAUGCUACUUCAAAUACCUCAACUUUACCCGAUUCGUCGCCUGACAAGAAAGAUUCUAUUCCCGUCUCAUCCCCAAACGCUUCGAAUCCUGCUUCAUCCGCUUCAUCGGCUACUUCUAAUCGUUCGUUACAACCCAUAAUACCGGCUUCCGGUUCUUCUUCCUUACCGAAUAAUUUUCCUCGUCGUGGUUUACCUCAAAAAGACGUAACUCGUGCAAAUAUUGCUGAUCGUUAUCUAGAAUUUAUUCUUUAUUGUAACCCUUCGGCUCCUUCCGAUUUGGAUGUAUCUUCUCUCAUCCGUUCUUUCAAUUCCGUUCCUAAAUCUGAUGGUAAAACUUUCGAAACUUGGGUUCUUUUUCAACUUGUCUCUAAACAUCAUUCGGGCGAAAUAAAAACUUGGACUAAAUUAGCCCAGCAAUUGGGUGUCGAACGUACUAACGAAUCAAGUCCUCAAAAAAUUCAACAAUAUGCUGUAAGACUAAAGGUAUUUAUAUUUUCAUCGGCUAGUAGUAAACGUCAAAAAAGAAAAUAUACUCGUCGUAAUACUGGUAGUAGUAUUGAUGCUGGUAAUAAUAAUCAAAAUGAUGAUAUGAUUGAUGAUGAUGAUGAUUUGGAUUUAUAUGAUGGUGAUGGUACUCAAGAUAAUCAUCGUGGUAAACGUGUUAAGGCUGUUGCUUAUUCUGAUGGUAGUGAAGAGGAAGAAGAUGAACUUGAAGAUGAUGAAAGAGAUGCUUGGGAAGAUGUUCCUGACUCUAUGCAAAUCGAUGAUUCGGGUAAGCGAAAAAAGAAUAAUGUUCAGAUCAUUUCUCAAGACAAAUUACCAAAACUUGAAAUGAAACUUCAUAAUUCUGGUGAUACAAGUCAUUUUCGUGUAGUAUCUUCUGGUGGUCCUGGCACUCAAAUACGAUGGCGAAGUAUUUCUGUUGGUGGUGGUCCUAUACCUACCCAAUCGGGCGAUAAUUCUGAUCCUUCUUCUUUAGGUUUCGAUAGUUUUCGUCUUUCAAACAAACGAAGUCAACAAAAACAAGAUAGAUCACAAUCUCCAAAUGCUAAUUGGUCUUGGUCUUCUCAAAAUAAUAAUUUAUCAAAUAACAAUCUUGGUGCUCAAGAUAAUAAUAAUCCUGGUUUUUCAUAUUCCGAACUUUUAUUGCCUCCUAAUACUGUAUCAAGUGAUCCUAAGGAAACUAUCAACUUAUAUCAAGAAAGAUUGGUUAAGGCUGUUGGAAUGUUAGAAGAUAGUCAACGUAAAAUUGAAAUGUUGGAAAAUGUUGUUCGUCAAAGAGAAGAUGAAGUUAGGAAAAGAGUUGUUAGGCGUCUUAAAGAUGAUGUUGCUUCUGUAUUUCAACGUUAUGAAUGA
Messenger RNA from Cetraspora pellucida, 1704 nucleotides. NCBI's taxonomy places the organism in Eukaryota, Fungi, Glomeromycota, Glomeromycetes, Diversisporales, Gigasporaceae. The record is from the annotation of a GenBank genome assembly.